Messenger RNA from Trichomycterus rosablanca, 1726 nucleotides. RefSeq names its product ring finger protein, transmembrane 2 (gene rnft2). Lineage: Eukaryota; Metazoa; Chordata; Actinopteri; Siluriformes; Trichomycteridae. The transcript has 11 exons. The record is from RefSeq and is a predicted model, not a curated record. The coding region runs from base 60 to 1391 and encodes 443 amino acids. Gene Ontology annotation, molecular function: ubiquitin protein ligase activity. Gene Ontology annotation, biological process: positive regulation of ERAD pathway.
GGCUUAAACUGUUAUGUGCACCAUGAUAAUGCUUCAGACCUGGUGAGACGGUGGGCGCCAUGCAGAGACGCCACAGCAGUAACACCGAUGGCAUGCCACCCGAAAGGAACAGGACUCAGACCCUUGGAUCAGAGAGCAGCCUGGACGAAGGAGGUGUGUUUGAUUGCUUGAAGCCUGAGUCGCCCACCUCUCCCCAGCAGCUCUUUUCGGGUCUGGUGGGCGUCUCGACAAGCUCUGUGACCUCCACAUCGUUCCAGGCUGCAGGACUCGUCCUGGGAUCUCCUCCAGAGGUCUUCAUCCAGAUGACUGCCUCGUCCAGGGAGGAAGGCUCUCACCGGGCGGAGAAUCCUCCCUUUAUGCCUCGCCCUGUGCAGCACCAUCACCACCUCCAACACCAUCAUUUUCAUCAGUCGGGGCAGCAUCGUUCGUCCUUGCUCCAUUCUGCCUCUUCAGCUGAGAGACGGGGCAGCAGGGAUGAUGCGGGUGAUGAAGCAGCUGCUCCAGCCCCGGCUCUUUCUGAGCUCAAGGCGGUGGUCACCUGGCUGCAGAGAGGAUUCCCCUUCAUCCUCAUCCUCCUCAUUAAAGUCUGCUUCCAGCACAAGCUUGGUAUUGCCGUGUGCAUUGGCAUGGCCAGCACGUUCGCUUUCGCUAAUUCGACUCUGAAGCACCAGGUGUCACUGCGGGAGGAGAGGUCUGUUUUUGUUACUGUUUGGAUCCUGGUGUUUCUGGCAGGCAACAUUUUGUACGUGUACUACACGUUUAGUGCUGAGGAGCUGCAUAACAGUCUCAUAUUCGCCAAGCCCAACAUCAACACCUAUGAUUUCUUCGAUCUCAUCUGGGUGGUUGGAAUCACAGACUUUGUCCUGAAGUACUUCACCAUCGCUGUCAAGUGUCUGGUUCUCUUCCUCCCUAAAAUCCUCAUGGCUUUUAAAUCCAGAGGAAAGCUGUAUCUGUUGAUCGAGGAGCUCAGUCAGCUGUUUCGUGCCUUGGUGCCCAUCCAGAUGUGGUACAAGUACAUCAUGGGGGAGGAUCCAUCCAGCAGCUACUUCCUGGGCGCUACACUGAUUAUUAUAUACAGUCUGUGUAAGUCUUUUGAUCUCUGUGGAAGAAUAUCAGGGAUCCGGAAAGCGUUCAUCAUUCUGUGUAGCUCUCAGAGUUAUGGUAUGAGAGCCAGCACUCAGCAGUGCAGUGAAGCGGGAGACGUGUGCGCAAUCUGUCAGGCUGCAUUCAGAGAGCCGAUCGCUCUUCACUGUCAGCACGUGUUCUGUGAGGACUGUCUGUGUCUGUGGUUCGACCGGGAACGGACGUGCCCGCUGUGUCGUGCGGUGGUGGUGGAAACGCCCCGAAGCUGGAAGGACGGCACCACAUCUGCUCACUUUCAGAUCUACUGAUUCAAUGAGGAUGUCCAAAUCCUUCAGACAAGAUGUGUUUGGUGUCUGAAGUAUAUUGUAUCACCCAAAAUAAUUGCCAUGCAGAUACAAUCUACAGUCAUAAGUAUGCGGACGUCUAAUGAAUAGCUUGUUGGACAUCCCAUAAUCCCAAAAUGUGUGCCUGUUUAAUCAAGAAAACAUGUUUAUGAACCUUGCUUUGUACCUGGUGUACCUGGUGUUUAUGCUGGAACAGGAAAGAGUCUGUUUGUAUAUAGCUGCACUGAUACACCUGUUAGCAACGAGUGUGGCUGAAAUACUUAAUACCAAUAAGGCUGUUGAAAUACACUGAUCAGCAA